AUGCCUCGCGACAAACCUCCGUUCGAUCCUGUGCUCAUUGCAGACAUCAAGAGCACCAUGUCGUAUAGCACCAACUUUUGGUUGAGAGGCGUCCCCUUCUCGUUCCAGCUACUUGCAAUAGGAGGGUGCUUAACGAUUGCCGCCGGUCUUGAGUUGUUCUCAGGCCCUUUCCAAAUUCUGACUGGAACCGGCCCCAAGAUUGUCCUGCCGCAUAAGUACGCAGACGAGAUACCAAACCUACCAGAACUUGAUUUCAAUGAAGCAUUUCGCAAAGACUUCUUCGCUCAUUAUCCUGGGUUUGAUCGGUUUCGCGCUAGUUUGGACCACCCUUUACUGAUUCCACAGACGCUCCGUUUAAAGCUGACACCAAGCCUUGGGCUUGUCACGAACCAUCUUGUGGACGAAGCUACGACUGCUCUGCAUGAUCUGUAUGGAGAGGAACGGGAAUGGCGUUUCAUUGCUGUCAAGCAGCAUAACCUCAAUUUUGUGGCACGCCUCUCCUCAUACAUGCCUCACAACGUCAAUAUACAACGGGACUAUAAUGAUGCCAAAAGCAUCAUCAGCGCCGAGAUAGAAAGAAGAAGGAUACGCACCGAGAAACUCCUGGCUUCAGGCGGGAAACCGCCGAAAGUUUCCGAUGCAAUUGGAUGGAUGGUCGAGGUGGCUGGAGGAGAGAAAGUUGACUACGUUGCCGCUCAGCUUUCACUUACGGUUGCUUCAAUCCAUGCCACGACGGGGGCGCUGACGAUAGCAUUGACUGACCUCGCCACUUAUCCCACUGUGGCAGCCCAGAUACGAGCAGAGGUAAUUCAAGUUUUGAGUGACGGCGGCUGGUCAAAACAGGCGUUGUACAACAUGAAGUUGAUGGAUAGCUUCUUGAAGGAGUCUCAGCGCCUGCACCCGCCCAGCGACGUGUCCAUGAACAGAAAGGUCAUGUGUCACUUCAGUCUGUCAGACGGUACGCGGCUUCCUAAGGGGGCUCGUCUUAUGGUUGCGUCAAAACGUCGAGACCCUGAAACUUACGCAAACCCGAAUGAGUUCGACGCACGUCGUUUCCUAAAGCUACGUGAUGAUUCUUCAAAUAACACCAACCAAUACGUGUCCACCUCCGCCGAAAUGUUUGCUCUUGGGCAUGGCAAACAUGCUUGCCCCGGACGAUUUCUUGCAAGUAGCGAGCUAAAGAUUGCCCUUGCACACAUGCUUUUGAAGUACGAUUGGAAAUUAGAUGAGAGUGACACGAUGCCAAAAUUCUUUGACGAGGAAGCCGCCCACAUGACUAAUCCCAAAUUGAAACUAAAGUUAAGGAGAAGAACAGAGGAGAUUCAUAUUGAUAUGGACGUAGAUCCUGAUCUACUUGAUGCUGAAGAGUGA
Molecule: messenger RNA, 1371 nt
Organism: Neoarthrinium moseri
Lineage: Eukaryota; Fungi; Ascomycota; Sordariomycetes; Amphisphaeriales; Apiosporaceae
Exons: 7
Coding region: 1-1371 (456 amino acids)
Molecular function (GO): oxidoreductase activity, acting on paired donors, with incorporation or reduction of molecular oxygen; iron ion binding; heme binding
Source: RefSeq, a predicted model, not a curated record